Messenger RNA from Gastrolobium bilobum, 2112 nucleotides. RefSeq names its product ETHYLENE INSENSITIVE 3-like 3 protein. The record is from RefSeq and is a predicted model, not a curated record. Gene Ontology annotation, molecular function: DNA-binding transcription factor activity; DNA binding. Bases 117 to 1793 code for a protein of 558 amino acids. The transcript is spliced from 4 exons. NCBI's taxonomy places the organism in Eukaryota, Viridiplantae, Streptophyta, Magnoliopsida, Fabales, Fabaceae. Gene Ontology annotation, cellular component: nucleus.
GUUUGUUCGCAGAUGGCACAGUCCGAGAAUAAAUUAAAAAAAAAAGGGAUAAACGACAACGAAUCGUAAAGCUCAAUUUUUUGUGCUUCGUAUGUUUCUUCCAUCCUUAAUAGUAGAUGAGUGAAAUCGAAGAAAUUGGCGUUGACGUUUGUUCAGAUAUAGAAGUUGAUUAUAUCAGAUGUCAAAAUAUAGCAGAUAAAGAUGUCAGUGAUGAAGAGAUUGAAGCAGAAGAAUUGGAGAAGCGGAUGUGGAAGGAUAAUAUCAAACUCAAAAGGAUUAAGGAAAGGCAGAAGCAUGCAGCACAGCAAGCCUCAGAGAAGCAAAAGACCAGGAAGAAUACUGAUCAAGCUGUUAGGAAGAAAAUGUCCAGAGCACAAGAUGGGAUUCUUAAAUAUAUGCUGAAGCUUAUGGAAGUCUGCAAAGUUAGAGGAUUUGUGUAUGGAAUCAUUCCUGAGAAAGGCAAGCCGGUUAGUGGUUCUUCUGAUAACCUUAGAGCUUGGUGGAAAGAGAAGGUAAAGUUAGAUAAGAAUGGACCUGCAGCCAUAGCCAAGUAUGAAGCAGACUGUCUUGCUAUUAGUGAGGUUGAUAAUAAGCAAAAGGGGAAUUCUCAUAGCAUUCUCCAAGACCUACAAGAUGCAACACUUGGGUCACUCUUAUCUGCUUUGAUGCAACAUUGUGAUCCUCCUCAGAGGAAGUAUCCAUUGGAAAAGGGUAAUCCUCCACCUUGGUGGCCAACUGGGACUGAAGAUUGGUGGCUACAAUUGAAAUUACCUUAUGGUCAGAGUCCUCCUUAUAAGAAGCCACAUGAUUUGAAGAAGAUGUGGAAAGUGGGAGUGCUAACUGCUGUAAUAAAGCACAUGUCACCUGAUAUUGCAAAAAUAAGGAGGCAUGUACGUCAGUCAAAGUGCUUGCAGGACAAGAUGACGGCAAAGGAGAGUGUUGUUUGGUUGGGGGUAUUAAAUAGAGAAGAAUCUCUCAUUAGGCAGCCUAGUAUUGAUAAUGGUACCUCUGGAAUAACUGAAAUGUUGCAUGGUGUUACAGUUGAAAAGCAAGCUGGCUCUAGUAGAGAUAGCAAUUAUGAUGUUGAUGGCGCUGAUGACGGUGUUGGUUCUGUUUCUUCUGAAGAAGAUAGGAGAAAUCAGUUGAUGGAUACUGAACCAUCAGAUAAUUUGCACAAUAAGGUUGUCCAAGAUAAAGAUCAAGCUGAGAAGCAUUGCAGGAAAAAACCACAUUUGGGGUCAAGCGCCACUGACAAUCUACCUGCUUCAUCUCUCAAUAAAACUUUACAUGUUGGGACAGGUUCUAAUUUGAGACCGGUAGAAAAAGGACUUGAGGUGCCAGCUCAAUUGCCAGUAUCUGAAUUUGACCAUUACUCUUCUUUGCAUUCAAACAAUUUAAUUCCCUCAGAAGGCAUGUAUAUGAGUGGAAGGCCAUUGCACAGUCCUGAGGUGGAAAACCCUGAUAUGCAUCAAGAAACUUCUUAUAAUAUUUACAAUUCAGUGGCAGGAUAUGUGCCUAGUCAUGAUGGACAGCAGCUGCAGUCUGGAAAUAGUGAACCAAUUAGGCCAGAGAAUGAUGCAGUACAUAUAAAAGUGGGUGAAGUUCCUGAAGGAGACCUGCAAUAUUACGGACAAGACACAUUUCAAAAUGAGCUAGAUAGACCUAUGGAUCACACUUUCUCUGGAUCACCAAUGAGUGGCAUGUCAUUAGGUUUUGGGAGACUCAGCAGUCCACCAUUCCAUUUAGAUGAUUUCUUAUGUGAUGAUGAAAUUAUCCAGUACUUUGGGGCAUAGUUUAUUGGAACUGGCAACUCAGAGCUGAGAUGGAACUACAAAUAUUCCUGCACUUCAAUCUACAAGGAAGGUUCUCACAUUUGUGUAGUAUUUAUGCAGUUUGAACCUUUGUGGUUAAAGGAGAUAGUUUUAAAAUUGACAAGUCAUCAAUUUGAAGGACAUAAUGAACAGAAACAUGAAUUUUGUUCUAUAGAUUUCUCCAUUUCCAUAUGAAUAUAUGUGAUUGGGGUUUCAUGUAAAAUGUAUCAUUUGUUGGACGGGCUAAACUAAGCAUCUAUAAUUGUUCAGGUAAAUCCCUUUGGAGUUGGAAUACCUCUAU